GGGGCCGGGGCCAGACCGGGCUUGUGCCGGGUGCCGCGGGGGGUUGUGGGAUGUUUGACGGUUUGUUUCCCUGGCAACCGGCGGCGUUCUGAUCUCGAGAGCGAGGAAGAGAUUACAGAUCAUUUAUUUUGAUGCUAAUGUCUUCAACAAUGGGAGACAGCACAGAACAAACAGAGUUUGAGGGUCACCAGGUAAAUGAGCAACUCACCUGCAGUGAAGAAACCGAGCCUUUGAGAAGUGAAGGAGAAUGUAAACUGCAGAAAGGUGACCAGUUGCAUGAUCAGAAAGGAGCAGAUUGUAUGGGGAUACAUGAACUCAACUCUACAAAACCUCAGGAGAAAGCCAAGGACUCAGGAUCCAGCUCAAUUAUUCCAGCACUCACCUUGUCAGCAAUGGGAGAUGGGGCAGUGCAAACCAAGGAUCACCAGGGAACUGAUCAGCUGUCCUGCAAUGAAGAAACAAAACCUGUGAGAAGUGUAGGAGAAAGUAAACUGCAGAAAGGUGAGCAGCUAUAUGAUCAGGAAGGAAUGGAGAAUCUGGAAAUACAUGAACCUAACUUCAGAAAAGCUCAGGAAAAAAGAAAGGACUCAGAAUACAGUUCAGUCAUUCCAGCAGUCCUGGUGUCAGCAAUGGGAGAUGGUACCGUGCAAACAAACGCCGAGGAUCAUCAUGAAAACAAGCAACUCUCAAGUGGUGAAGAAGCAGAGUCUGUGAGAAGUGAAGGUGAAAAUAAACUGCAGAAAGGUGACCAGCUGCAUCAUCAGGAGGGAAUGGACAGCGGAGAGGUGCAUGAACUCAACUCCAGAAAACCUGAGGAGAAAGCCAAGCAGGACUCAGGAUCCAGCUCAGUUAUUCCAGCAGUUGCCUUGUCAGCAAUCAGAGAUGGAACAGUGCAAACAGAGUCUGAGAAUCCCCAUGUGACUGAGCAAAGCUACUUCAGUGAAGGAACAGUCCCAGUCAGAAGUGAAGAACAAAAUAAACUGCAGAAAGAUGACAAACUGCAUGAUCAGGAAGGAACUAAAAGUCCAGAGCUGCAUGAACUCAACUCCAGGAAACCUCAGGAAAAAGUCAAGAAGGACUCAGGACCGAGAAUGACAAAGCAGUUCCUGCGACAGCACUGUAAGGAGCAGAAGCUCUACCAGACACCUUACCUGAAUGACACACUCUAUUUGCACUUUAAAGGCUUCUCCUGCAUUGAGAAUCUGGAGGAGUACACUGGCCUGAGAUGUCUGUGGCUGGAGAGUAAUGGAUUGCUACGGAUUGAGAACUUGGAUGCUCAGACCGAGCUGCGUUGCCUCUUCCUGCAUCAAAAUCUCAUUCAUAAAAUAGAGAACCUGGAGCCACUGCAGAAGCUGGACUCCCUGAAUCUGAGCAAUAACUACAUCAAAAGCAUUGAAAAUCUGUCUUGCCUGCCAGCUCUCAAAACACUGCAGCUAGCUCACAAUCGCUUGUCCACAGUGAAGGACAUUGAGCAUCUGAAAGAGUGCCCCAGCCUGAGUGUCCUUGACCUUUCGCACAACAAGCUGACCGACCCUGACAUCAUAACUGUCUUUGAGGCGAUGUCUGAUUUGCAUGUGCUGAACCUUAUGGGCAAUGAAGUCAUUAAGAAAAUCUCAAACUACAGGAAAGUAGUGACUGUGCGCCUGCAUCAUCUGACCUACCUGGAUGACAGACCAGUCUUUCCGAAAGACAGGGCAUGUGCAGAGGCCUGGGCUCGAGGAGGAUGGAAAGCCGAGAAGGAAGAAAGAAUGCAGUGGGAAACGAGUGAGCGUAAAAAGAUUCAGGAUAGUCUUAAUGCUUUAUCAGCGAUCAAGAGGAAGGCUGAGGAGAAACGUAGGCUACAAGAAAUGGAAGAACGAGGUGAAGAUUCUAAUUCCGAGUCCAAUGACCCUGAGAUAAUUCCGUGUUAUUCAAGUUUUGAAAGCCAGCAAAAGAUCGAAGCGUUUGUGAAUGAUGUUGUGAAAAUCCAGGAGGAGAUUCUGGAAGACCAGCAGCAAUUGGCUGAAAGAAAAACUGAGACAGCUACUGAGAACCAGCCAAAAGGAUCCAGUGCAGAGAUAGUAGACCAAGCUGCUUUACCUUGCAGUUUGGACAGAGGGAAUAGUACUGAGUUCACGCAAUCAGAAGAACAGGUUUUCUCACCAUCACUGGAUCCUUCUGACCAGUUGCAGAGCACAGUCUUCAACAGUAAUAUUGCAGACUCAUCAUCAAACAAGAUGCCUGCUGAGAGGGUUCUAGUGACUGAACUGGCAAAGACAAACACCAUAGAGACCAUUUGCUUAGAAGAGGACAGGAAAUUGUAUAUUGACGAUCUACCUGACUUAGAAGAACUGAGUGACUCAUCAGAACCUGAUGAGGCCUCAAGCUGCAAGACUGUCUAUCGGCCAAAGAUUGAGAUCAUUGCUGCUGAAUAUGACAAUAGUGAGUUGGACACGGGGGAAGGUAUGGAAAGUCUCAUUUGGAACGUCACAGAUGAAAUAAAUGAAGAAGAUUCAGCAGAUCUAAAAGAGAAUAAAUGUGGAGAUAAAACUAGCCAAAAGAAACUAAGUGAAAUUUCAGAAGAAAAGUCUGCGACACAACUAACUACCAGCAAAAUAGGAAACAUGUUAACAAGUGAGAGAAAUGUAGAGAUAACAACACUUGAACUGAGUACUCCACCAGGGAUACCUGAGGAAGACCAACCUACAAGAAUACUCAUAAGGGAAAUCUCUAGCCAAUCCGUAACUGAGAGCACUGAUCAAAUUAAACUACUGACUGAAGGAAAUUUCACUCAUUGUGGUCCUGAAGGAGAAAAAAUUAAAGAAGAAUUAGCAAUUUUGGAGCUUGAUCAUAUCCACACUGAAGACAUUGAGUUUGGCCUGGACUGAAGAGCCCCAAUAGUUUAUUGGUGAUAUCAACCAAAGAGAAAAGACUCCAGUUUCAGGGAGAUUUAUUUAACGGCUGUAGGUUAAAUGAUAAUUAAUUUGCUUUGUUAAAUGACAGUGUUUUGGGAUGUUUUAAAAUGUGCUGUUAAGUCUAUUUUUGACUGUUAUUUCAAUAAAUAAGUUUAUUCCUUUAGAGGCCUGCAAUAUAACUUGAGGUGAAAACUCAUUUCGCUCCCCUUAUUUCUGCUGAUCAACCCUUGCUCGUCCACUGCUGCUGCCUCCAACCAUCAGGUACACUGCCUACCCAAGUCUCAGUGUAUACACCACGUUUGCCAGACUCUGCCAACUGAAUCAAUCAGGACAAUGAGGCAGGAAAAGCCGCAUUUGUUAAUUUGAGAUCAUUUGAUUUUACUGCAGCAUUAAGAAUAGUCGGGGGUUAACAGGAGAGAAGUACGAACUCUUCCUGUGAGCAUUGAAGGUGCAUGACAAACCAUUGCCGCCUCUCCAACAAGGAUUUCCAACAAGUUACUUGUGUUGAUUAUUUUAACCCCCCCACCCCCAGCCCAGCCACCGCUUCUGCGAACAUCACACGGAACGUCAGUUUUGCUUCCCGUCCCCCGUGAGUGCCACUGUUAAAGUAAAUUUUGGAUGACACCAGCUUCAGAUGCCGGACACUUUAUUUCUGAAAACCG
Chiloscyllium plagiosum (whitespotted bambooshark) is the source of this 3556-nucleotide messenger RNA. It is a transcript of the gene dnaaf1, whose product is annotated as dynein axonemal assembly factor 1. Gene Ontology annotation, biological process: axoneme assembly. Gene Ontology annotation, molecular function: protein binding; dynein complex binding. The record is from RefSeq and is a predicted model, not a curated record. Gene Ontology annotation, cellular component: axoneme. Lineage: Eukaryota; Metazoa; Chordata; Chondrichthyes; Orectolobiformes; Hemiscylliidae.